Trichosurus vulpecula (common brushtail) is the source of this 6171-nucleotide messenger RNA. Its product is annotated as piezo-type mechanosensitive ion channel component 2-like. The record is from RefSeq and is a predicted model, not a curated record. The transcript has 39 exons. Bases 1 to 6171 code for a protein of 2056 amino acids. NCBI's taxonomy places the organism in Eukaryota, Metazoa, Chordata, Mammalia, Diprotodontia, Phalangeridae.
AUGGCCAGUGAUGUCACUUCUGCGCUCACUUUUAGAAUUCUUCUGCCAUUCUCCCUGAUUGCAGGAAGUACAAAGCAUCUGCUGAGAGCAAUCUGUUACACCAGUGCCCUCUUCCUCCUGAUACAAGUGGCUUCUCAGAUGGCUUUUCGUUUCAUGCCUCUUGAUGGUGCAGUUUGGGAAGUGGUACUUGGGGAUUUGGGGAUUCUAAGAUUCAGCCAGGUGGAUGCUGGGAAUAUUGUGCGUCUGUUGGGUCCAGAUAUUUGGAUGCUGGUCACAUCUCUUAUCAUCAUAAGGUGGAGCCAAAAGCUGGUGACACCCCUUGUUCCUGAGUCACCUUCACCCUUCCAUAGCAAAGAGGUGGAGGAAGAGACAGAGGAGGAGAGAGAGGCAGGAGAUGAAAUCAAUCUGGAUAUCGAUGACAGUAAUUCCGACGGUAGCACAUCCUCUGAGGAAAGUGUUUCUGAAGCAAGAACCAAAGGGAAGAUGACAGAAUUCUUAGGCAAAAUCACUGCCAUCACUGCCCACUUGAAAACAAUACUGGACGCCCUUGUAGCAAUAGCUGGGAAGGUCCUGGUGACCCUACUCCUGGGCUUGUCAGGGAUCAUCUACCCUUCACUGACAUCUGCUGUGUACUUUGUCACCUUCCUGGGCAUAUGCUCCUGGUGGUCCUGUCAUCGUGAAGUGGGCACCUUGGCCUUCAGCACCAUGUGUGUUUCCCUGGCCAUUUUCACUGCGGGCCACAUUGGGAGCCUCUAUCUGUAUCAGCUGCCUUACUUUCAAGACUUAGUCCCACCUGAAGACAUUUAUGCCAGGCUGCUGGGCAUGACUGCUGUCAUUAAGACUAAUAGGACAGAAUCCUGGAAACUCCACAUCCACCCAGAGCUCAGCUGGCCUGAGUUUGCAAAUCCUCUCAUUCUGCUUCUAUCCUAUUAUGUACUAAUCAUGGUAUUACAUCAAUGGAAUCCAAAUCCAAGGAUAAGUAAACAAGAAUGGAUAGAAGAGUUUACUCCAGAUUCUUCAACAGACUACAAUGAAGUGGAACUGAACUGUAUCCUGUGGCCCAUUGCCAGUGAGGACAGGGUCUGGAGCAUCACUCACAACAGCUGGCUGACUUUUGUCCUGUUGAUCUGGUCAUGCAUCAUUUGGAUGGCUCGUAACAGGCGACGCUUGGCCCUGCUCAGCUCACCCUUCCUCGUCAUCUAUGCAAACAUCCUCAUUCUUCUCAACUUCUUUGUGGCUCUUAAAGUUUCCCAGGAAGAAUUAUUUCCAGGAGUUUCCACUUCAAUCCUCAUUGACUUUGAUCUAAAGCCUUAUCCCCAGCCCUGCUUCCAUAUUGGUGUCAAGUAUAUGACAGAGAGACAGUCACUGGCAAGGGCAAAGGAGGAGGCUCUACAGGGAGCGACUGGUGAUGAAUGUGGUCAAGACAAACAAACGAAUGCUCUGAUGAAUCUCUUGGGCUCUUUCAUUACCGGAAUCCUGGUUAAAUACUGGAUCUUUCUUUGUGGUAGCAUGUUUUUUAUUGUCAGCUUUGAUGGCAAGGUGGUUGUCUACAAGAUCCUCUACAUUGUGCUUUUUCUUGCCUGUGUGGCCCUGUAUCAGAUUCACUAUGGCUGCUGGAGGCGAAACCUGAAGUAUUUCUGGAUGGCUGUGGUCUCUUACUCCAUGGUAGUUCUUAUCGCUGUCUAUGGCUACCAGUUUAAAACCAUUUCUGGUUUUUUAAUCCACACACUGGGGCUGUCAGAAGAGGGGUUAAGAGAUAUAGGGCUGGAGCAGUUUGAUACAGUGGAGCUGUUUGCAAAGAUUAUGCUUCCUGCGGCUUUUCUCCUGGCAUGCAUCCUUCAGCUGCAUUACUUUAAUGAAGACUUUCUCAAGAUCACCAGCCUGAAAUCCCUGCCCUCAAAGAGCUUAUAUAAAACUGAUGAAACUCAGAACUCCAUGAAUGAUCUAGACACCAUCACAGUGGAUGAAAAACAGAAUCAGGAGGAAAAUUUGCAGCCAGAGCAGAAAGGACCAGCAGAGAAAGAAACAAGAGGUUGCGACUGGAUGAUUGACAAGCUAACUACUGGUUUUCUGAAACUUCUAGAAAUAGUUAAUGGAACUCAAGUGUUACUAUGGAGACUCCUGGAAAUACACAUCAUUAAGGUUGUUUCCACUGUGAUCAUCUGGAUUACUCUUCAGGAGGUUUCCUUCAUGAAUUGUCUUUUCUACAUCGUCUGGGUGUUCGCAUUGCCAUAUUCCAAAUUGCGCCUGUACGCAUCACACAUCUGCACGCUUUGGGCUUGUGUGAUGGUCAUCUGCAAAAUGAUGUAUCAGCUGAAGUUUGUCAAACCUCUGACCUACUCUUCGAAUUGCACUGAGGUGAGAACCCUGGCAAAGAAUAGGGAGUUGCAGGAGUCUUCUCUCUUAUAUAUUUCCCCUAUUGAUCCAGCAUAUUGGUUUGGGGGACUAAGAAAGUGUGACGCCAAAGUGUUACCUUGCCUGAAGAAUCAUCUCACCAUCUUGGCACUAACGGCAGUUGAAGCCACCGUGUAUAGGCACCAGAAAUUCUACCGGCACCACAAUCAGCUGAAACAACCCCUGCUGGGCAGCAUUUUUGAUGGUGUUACUAGAAAGCACCUGGAUGACGGGUUACUGAGCUCGGUCAAAUAUUUCAUCAACUAUGGUUUCUAUAAGUUCGGGCUAGAGAUGUGCUUUGUUGCUGUUCUCAAUGUCACAGGACAGCGCAUGGAUUUUUAUUCUCUGGUCCACAUCUGCUCGUUAAUUUAUUUGCUGCGUCUUCGGAGGAGGAAAGCAAUUGCUGAGGCCUGGCCAAGAUACUGUGGGUUUCUUGCCAGUCUUAUGACUUUUCAGUACUUCCUGUGCGUUGGAAUCCCUCCAGCUUUUUGCAAAGAUUACCCAUGGAGAUCCAUGAGACCAGCAAUCCAUUCAAAUCUCAUUAAAUGGUUGUAUCUCCCAGAUUUUGCCAAGAAACCAGAUGCUCUUUUUUUGCUGUAUGAUUUUUUGCUUCUGCUCUUUGCUUCUCUCCAGUGGCAAGUAUUCGAAGAUGAGAAUAAGGCUUCUGUGAGAAUGCAGGUAGGAGAUAAUGUGGAGAUAAGCCGGGAUUUGCUUCCAGAAGACCUCAGUCAAUUCACUACAAUACCAAACUUUAUUUACUGCAGGUCCUACCUGGAUAUGGUGAAAGUCCUUGUGUUCAGCUACCACCUCUGGUUUGUACUCUGCCUGGUUUUUCUCGCAGGGACAACUCGAAUCAACAUCCUUUGUGCUGGCUACCUGGUAGCCUUUUUCUACUUCAUGCUCCAUGGAAGGGCCCUCCUAUUGAGACCCGUGAAAAUUAUUCUCCAUCGAUGGGACUACCUGAUUACAUAUACUGCUCUAGUGAUUGCCAUGAAGAACCUUCUAAGUAUUGGAGCUUGUGCCUACCUGGAGACAUUACUGAGUUCUCAUUGCUGGUUUGUUCACAGUUUUAGCAUCUACUGCACAGUAGGAGGCUAUAGCUUGUCCGUUCCUGAUGAUGAAGGGUGUGAACCUCCAGAAAAGGAUGCUGGGAUCCUGUGGGAUGCUAUAUGUUUCACCUUCCUGCUAAUCCAGAGGAGGAUCUUUACAAGUUACUAUCAUCUUUAUGUUGUGGCUGAUCUAAAAGCCACUGAGAUCUUAGCAUCCAGAGGAGCUGAGAUGUUUGACCUGAAGUUAAAAAAGUUUUUAGUGCUUCGAGAAGAAGAAGAGGAAAAGUCAAAAGUGUUCAUGAUGAAACAGAAAUUCUCAGAGAUGGGUGAUGACUAUGCAAGUGAUGAUGAGGAAAGCCUGGGUGAGGAAGAUGAAGGUGAGCCAGUCUCAGGACUUGUCUGUCAAGUAGCCAGCCCACCCUACAGCAGCUCAGUGCAAGCUGGACAAAGAAGCUCCUUAUCAGAAGCCAAAGACUUGGUUACUGCCUCAGUGGGACAGAUGAAGAAAAGAGUCACGAGAUCGAUAAGAAAAACUCCCUUCCCAUUGUUGACAGCUGGAGAUCUACUCCUUAAAAAGGUGUUUUAUGACCAUGAGCUGGAGGAGGCAGAUAAAUUCUACAGGAGCCUCCCCCAAGUGGCGAAGCUCACUUUGGAGCUGUACAAGCUGAUUGAGUCCAAGUCCGAAAUGCUCUGUUACUUCGUGAUCAUUCUCAACCACACGAUUUCAGCUUCCAUUCUGACACUGGUGCUCCCCAUUCUGUGCUUCUUGUGGGCUAUGCUUUCUGUUCCAAGGCCUCCUAAACGUUUCUGGAUGGCUGCUAUCUUUUACACAGAGGCAACAGUAGUGGUCAAAUAUUUUUCACAGUUUGGAUUCUUUCCCUGGACCACAAAGCUCUAUGCAGGCAUACAUGGAGAGAAGCCAUUUUCUCUGCCAAAUAUAGCUGGGAUUGAAAAGAAGAGUGGCUAUGUCCACUAUGACCUUGCGCAACUGUUGGCUUUGUUCUAUCAUAGGUCAGUCUUGAAGAUCCAUUGGCCCAUCAGACAGUUCUUCUACAACAUCAUCCACCCAGAAUUCAGCCCCGUGUGUGAUGUCUAUGCCUUCAUGUUCCUGGUGGAGGGCAUCAACUUUCUUAUCAUCAUCUUUGGAUACUGGGCCUUUGGAAAAUACUCAGCUGCUGACUUUUCUGAGACACUUUCUGAGGACCAGGUGCCAGAAACUUUCUUGGCAAUGAUCCUUAUCCAGUUCGGCAGCAUGGUUGUGGACCGUGCCAUCUACCUGAGAAAGAACAUGUAUGGCAAGUGUGUAUUUCAGGUUGUCCUUGUCAUCGGAGUUCACUUCUGGCUGUUUUUCAUUCUUCCUGAAGUAACCAAGAGGAGGUUCAGUGCAAACUACGUGGCUCAGAUUUGGUACCUGGUCAAAUGUAUUUACUUUGGCUUGUCAGCCUAUCAGAUCAAAUGUGGCUACCCAAAUCGUAUCCUGGGCAAUUUUCUGACCAAAAACUUCAAUUUUAUUAACCUCUUCCUAUUUCAAGGUUUUCGAAUUGUGCCUUUCCUUUUGGAGCUGAGAGCAGUUAUGGACUGGAUAUGGACUGACACUGUCCUCAGCCUGUCUAGUUGGAUCUGCCUGGAGGACCUGUAUGCCAGUAUUUUCAUCAUGAAAUGCUGGAGGGAAUCUGAGAAGAAAUACCCCCAUCUACCAGGGCAGCGGAAGAAGAAGAUCGUGAAGUAUGGACAGGGCGGUGUCAUUACUUUGGCACUAGUUUUCCUCAUGUGGUUCCCACUGGUUUUCAUGUCUCUGCUGAAGUCAGUAGGGGGAGUGACCAACCAGCCCCUAGAUGUCUCCAUCAAAAUUUCCAUCAGUGGUUAUGAGACUCUUUUUACCAUGAGUUCUCAGCAGCAAAAUCUUGUCCCCUUCUCUCAGGAAGCAUUUGACAACCUGACAGCUCAGUAUGCUUUCCAUCCGGCUGCCAUGCAGUUCAUAUCAAACUAUCAUGCCGAGGACAUCAUUGUGGCAAAGAUCAAAAGUCAUGCCAGCCUGCUCUGGAACAUCAGCCCUGCCAACCGGGCAGCCAUGAUCACCGAGCUCUCCACAGCCACAGCUCUCUAUGUCACCUUGUUGUGGACCGUUCAGAGAACUCUUCCUGGUUUGAUUCCCAAAGCUCUGAGGACAACAGCUGGAACAGAAGCUAAGAUUGCUCACCGGUUGGAAGUUGUCCAUUCUGAAAAACCCCAGGACAUUGACAAGCUGGCUUUCUACCGAAAUAUCACUAUCCAACUGCAGCAACUGGAAGCUAAUGCCUCAUCCUCAGGCUCUGGGACCACUGAGUGGUGGGUAAUCCAAGAGUGGAGACCCAGCUGUGCAAAGAACCAAGGCUGUAGUCGGGACCUCGAGAUUAUUAUCUACAAUGACAAAGUCAGCCCCCAGAGCCUGGGCUUCCUUGCAGGAUAUGGUAUUGUUGGGCUGUAUGUGUCUGUUGUCAUGGUUGUUGCAAAGUUUAUCCGGGAACACUUUAAUGGCAUCUCCCGAUCCAUCAUGUAUGAGGAACUCCCCAAUGUGGACCGCAUCCUCAAGCUUUGCACAGACAUCUUCCUGGUCAGGGAAAUGGGUGACCAUGAGCUGGAGGAGCAGCUCUUCUCCAAGCUCAUCUUUUUGUAUCGCUCCCCCGAGACUAUGAUCAAGUGGACUCGAGAGGCCCAGUCCCCUCCCCAGCAGCUGGUGGAUCAGUGA